UCGCUCGAGGCUGUGCCCGGAAGUGCCCGACCGGGCAAUGUAGCUGAUAGAGAAGGGUUCCGGGAGAGGUUUAGUUCCGGGGACUCCUCCGCAUGAACAGCGGCCGCCGCCACGGCUUAGGCUGCAACGAUGAUCCCGAUCCCGGUGGUGGUGUGCGUGCUGGGGGGCUGGUGCACCAUCUACCUGGUGGAUACGCUGCUCAAGUCAUCCAACACUCUGAAGGCAUCUUAUGAAGACUGGCUGCUGACAUACGGCUUGAGCAUCUCUCCUUUUCGCAUGCGAUGGCAAACAGCUCUCUUCAACCGCCAGUUUUACAGCUGGGGAAGAUGGAAACCCAGAUUUCUGUAUUUAUGGUUCAGCAUAGGAAUGGUGUUUGGCAUAGUUGCCAUGUUUGGCUCUGUUGUUCUUCUUGGAAAGACACUGAUGCAAACACUGACACAGAUGCUCACAGAGGCACCAAAAGCCCAGAAUGAUCGUAUGCUGCAAGUUGUGGUGCCUGGUGUAAAUUUGCCUGUCAGCCAGCUGACCUAUUUCUUCUCUGCAACCCUCAUCAGUGGUGUGAUACAUGAAGUCGGCCAUGGGGUGGCAGCUAUUCGAGAACAAGUACGAUUUAAUGGAUUUGGGAUUUUUAUCUUUGUUGUCUAUCCUGGAGCAUUUGUUGAGCUCUUCACAACCCACUUGCAACUGAUAUCUCCAGUCCAGCAACUAAGGAUAUUUUGUGCAGGAGUGUGGCAUAAUUUUGUUCUUGGUGUUGCAAGUUUCAUGGUUCUGUUUCUGCUGCCAGCCAUUCUUUUCCCUUUCUAUUACACGGGUGUUGGGGCACUUGUCACUGAGGUUGCAGAGGAUUCUCCUGCCAAUGGACCAAGAGGUCUUUUUGUGGGAGACCUUGUCACUAAUCUGCAAGACUGCCCAGUUUAUAAUGUAGAAGACUGGAAUUCCUGUCUGGGAGACAUUUCAGAGAAGUCACAGGUUGGCUACUGUGUAAGUGCAGCCACCCUACAGCAAUUAAGCUUUCCAGCUAGAGUCUAUAGAAGACUUGAUGGCACAGUUGAAUGUUGUAGUAACAACAGCCUCACAGACAUUUGCUUUUCAUACAGCAAUAACUUGGACAGCCAACUGUAUGCCUGUCUGCCAGCACGAAAAGUUAUUGAAGCCAGCAAAGUUUGUCGAACCAACAUGGACUGCCAGAAAGACUUCGUUCCUAGUUUUUGUGUGACUCCUUCUUUAGAGAACCAAACAAGGCUCAUCAGGGUAAAACAUCCACCCCAUAUUGACAUGCUGUAUGUAGGACACCCCAUGCAUCUUCAGUAUACAGUAAGUCUCAGCAGUUUUGUACCACGACAAAACUUUCUAAGCAUCGAUCUGCCUGUGGUGAUAGAGACAUUUUGCAAGUGCCUCAUUUCAUUGUCUGGAGCACUGGCAGUUAUCAAUGCCGUACCCUGCUUUGCUUUGGAUGGUCAGUGGAUACUAAAUUCAUUCCUGGAAGCCACUCUGAGCUCCCUGAUUGUAGAGAAACAAAACAGAGAGCUUGUUGGCUUUUUAAUUUUGCUUGCUGGUAGUGCACUUUUGGCUGCCAAUGUUGCACUGGGACUUUGGAUGGUGACAGCACGAUAGAACAUUGGAUAUGUUUCCAUCAAUUCUAAGAGUACACAGAAAUAAUGAAUCCAUUGCCUUUUAAAACUUGUUCAGUGCUGAGACUGAAAUAAUUCCCUUAAAAUGACACUGAAAGAAAAAUGAGUGGUGUCUGCUGUUUUAAUUUAAAACUAUACAGUCUUGUGCCUGUGGUCAUGGGAACUCUAAUAGAAACAAGUAUGAACAUUUUAUAUACUGUUUUAAGCACUGUGCUAAUCUUAGAGAGAUUCCAUUGUAAAGAUUCACAGGAAAAAGCCUGAGAAUUAAUUCAGAUCUCAAAGUGAGGGAAUUACUUGGCCUCAAGCAUUUGUAAAGUGGGAUUAAAAACCACUUAGAUUUUACUUUACAAGUUGAAUAAUUGUCAGAAAAAGAGUGUAAGCUCUGAUCGCUUCUCAGUCAGCAUAGUCUUGAGUGUCUUGUUUGGGUUUUUUUCUAUCUGGUAUUUUACCAAACUGGACUCUGAGAAUGCCCCAAAGUCUGGUCUCAAAAUGGUGAAAAGCUCAGUAGUUGCUUACCAUGUGGUAAUGAGAAAGGCCAUAUGGGUUAGUAUCUUUCCUUUUCAGCUGGACAAAAUGACUGGAAGCAUGUUGUCCUCAGGAUGUAGAUGAGAAGUGUCAGCAUCUGUUAAGAAUGAAGCAUGUGGGAGGGUACCAAAGCCCACAUGACUGUGUUUCUUAUAAAUUCAGUUGUAUAAUAUACGCAGCUGAAGACUUUUCAAAGGCAAUAUUUGUCAGCAAUAGCUACAAAAUAAUCGGAAUUUAGUUUCUGAGUGCUGAAGUAUUCUGUGCACAGUUAUUCCUAAGUGAUAAAUAAUGUUUGUGUUGUUUACUCAGAAAAAUAAUAUUGUUAUUAUUAAA
This is a messenger RNA of Melopsittacus undulatus (budgerigar), 2489 nucleotides long. RefSeq names its product membrane bound transcription factor peptidase, site 2 (gene MBTPS2). Gene Ontology annotation, cellular component: membrane; cytoplasm. Gene Ontology annotation, molecular function: metalloendopeptidase activity; protein binding. The coding region runs from base 130 to 1614 and encodes 494 amino acids. NCBI's taxonomy places the organism in Eukaryota, Metazoa, Chordata, Aves, Psittaciformes, Psittaculidae. The record is from RefSeq and is a predicted model, not a curated record. The transcript is spliced from 11 exons. Gene Ontology annotation, biological process: membrane protein intracellular domain proteolysis; regulation of response to endoplasmic reticulum stress.